AUGCUUCCAAACUCUCUGAAUAAAGUCGCCAAGCAAGUUCUCACUCAUGUUCCCUUUUAUCUCCAGCUGCGCGCAUCGAAAAUAUUCAUCCUUAGCCUGUUCGUCUGGCUCCUAAUAUUCUACUAUUGCCGAAUCAGCCUCUGGCGUGAUCCACACUCUGCCUUUUUCCAAGAUCGCCAUGUCUACGAACUGGAUUACAGUCUCCACCGUGAGCGUGAGGCCUGGCAUUUUAUCUCGCAGCACAACUCGGGCAUUGAUCCACCAGACUACGUGAAGAGUGGAGGCACACCUACAGCUUGUAUCGCCAUGGUCACUGUUCGACGAGACUCGGACCAUUACUUCGAAGCGUCUAUUGGCUCGAUGUUGGAGGGAUUGGACGAACGAGAGCGGCAGGCAUUGUAUCUCAGUAUCCUGUUUGCCGAUACGGACCCGAGAGUACAUCCUAGUUGGGAUCAGAAAUGGGUGGGCAGGCUUGUGGAUGCAGCGGAUACUUAUAAUGUGUCGGAAGGGCAGUUGCAGCACUUGCAGGAUCUGGAGAGGGAUAAGAACUUUUAUGAGAAGGGAGUCUUCGACUAUAUUUACGCCCUCCGGACCUGCCAAGAAGUAAACGCUCCCUAUACGAUCAUUUUCGAAGACGACAUUAUCCUUGCCACAGGGUGGUUCUUGAAGACUUUGAAGGCACUCCCCGACAUUUCCCAACGGAACCAACAGCCACGAAAUCCUUGGAUAUACCUCCGUCUUUUCUACACAGAAACCUCGUUGGGGUGGAGCGACUCCGACAUGGCGUACAGCAACAUGCCCCUGAUAUUCGGCCUCCUCAUGCUAUCUACAUUCUCGUCCUUGAUGGUACUUCGGCGCACUCGCUUUGAGAGACUCCACCUUGAUACUCUAAGCAUCGUGGUUAUCUCCAUGGUGUGCGUUCCGGCCUUCACCGCGCUCGUAUACAUGGCCGGGAAAUACAAUUUGAUGCCGCUCCAAGGGGUUGUUGAGAUGAACAAGUUUGGGUGUUGCACUCAGGGCUUGGUGUUUCCGAGGGAGAGUGUGGAUGGCCUGAUUGAUUUCUUGACUGCGAGAGGACAUGGCCAGACCGAUUCCAUGAUAGAGGAAUACGCUGAUCAGAGCCAGUUGACUCGAUAUGCUCUGGCACCGCCUCAGCUUCAGCAUGUGGGGUUGAAGUCCAGCCGGAACAAUCUUGAUAUCAAUACGCAAAGUACGUGGGCGUUUUGGUUUGAAACUAAUGAUGCGGCCAAAUUGAGAAAGGAGCAUGCUGCACUUUUGGAAGAUGAUGAAGUAAAGAGAAUGUUGAAUAUAUAA
Messenger RNA from Aspergillus luchuensis, 1314 nucleotides. RefSeq lists its product as uncharacterized. The record is from RefSeq and is a predicted model, not a curated record. Gene Ontology annotation, biological process: GPI anchor biosynthetic process. The transcript is spliced from 2 exons. NCBI's taxonomy places the organism in Eukaryota, Fungi, Ascomycota, Eurotiomycetes, Eurotiales, Aspergillaceae. Gene Ontology annotation, molecular function: glycosyltransferase activity. Gene Ontology annotation, cellular component: Golgi membrane. The coding region runs from base 1 to 1314 and encodes 437 amino acids.